Marasmius oreades (fairy-ring Marasmius) is the source of this 879-nucleotide messenger RNA. RefSeq lists its product as uncharacterized. The transcript has 2 exons. Bases 1 to 879 code for a protein of 292 amino acids. The record is from RefSeq and is a predicted model, not a curated record. NCBI's taxonomy places the organism in Eukaryota, Fungi, Basidiomycota, Agaricomycetes, Agaricales, Marasmiaceae.
AUGGACUAUGUCGCUAAGAUUGCUGAUAAAGAUGUACAGGACUUUAAAAAGGAUGAUGCAGAAGGUCUCCUCUCGAUGUAUCUGAUUCUGGUUGAACUCAAAUUCAUUCCAGAUAUCAAUGAACCUGGUGAUUAUGAACGUUUGCAAGAAAUCGACGAUAAAUUAGUUUCACCGAUGGGUACCAAAAUCCCUGCAGCUAGUCCGGUGAUAUUACUGGCUCUCCCCUCCUCUCAUAGGCUCCGUUGCACCCUUGACACGGUGCAAUUCUAUGGUGUCGAAAACCGCGUACAGUCGUCAUCUCAGUACAGUUUCAACAUUCAUGAAGAGGCAUUCCGAAACACAGUGGAUCUCCUCCUUUCCGAGUCUCCUCCUGCAAAACCAUAUACCCAGCAGGAUAAGCAGACAAUUGUAAACGCUCUACUCCAAGAAUUUGAAGUGGGAACCAACACGAUCACUCGCUUUAAUGUGUCCAUCCAUGCCGAGAUCACUUUACUCAUAUACAUCCACUCGGAACAGCUGGUCACAUAUCCAUACCUGGGAGUGUCAAAACUCUCAUGUAGCUCAUGUGUUGAGCUGAUAAAGCUUUUGAAUGAGACGCUACCAACAUUUUACACAACAUCGGGAGCUCGCGGAAGGUUCUAUCCUUCGUGGGGGUUCCCUCCCAACCUCCCAUCAUCUAUCAAGUUCAACAUGGUCAACGUGUUACAGGGAUUGCUUCUGGCCAACUUUGCAACGCUCAUAUGCUCUCGUAACCGUGCUGAAGUUGGCGCCGAUAGCAGCAUUGACUCGCAAGGGGCUUCAGCUCAUACAGGUGAUAUACGAAGUCAACCAAAGUUCGAUCCUAAAUGCGUGCGGAGUUUGUACUUCCAUCGGAACUAA